Messenger RNA from Rhineura floridana, 2343 nucleotides. RefSeq names its product PRELI domain containing 3A (gene PRELID3A). Gene Ontology annotation, cellular component: mitochondrial intermembrane space. Gene Ontology annotation, molecular function: phosphatidic acid transfer activity. NCBI's taxonomy places the organism in Eukaryota, Metazoa, Chordata, Lepidosauria, Squamata, Rhineuridae. The record is from RefSeq and is a predicted model, not a curated record. Bases 229 to 786 code for a protein of 185 amino acids. Gene Ontology annotation, biological process: phospholipid transport. The transcript is spliced from 6 exons.
UCCCUGGUUCAAGGACUAAACGGAGCUGACGCGUCGUCUCGCGGGUAUCGAAGGUUGCGAGGAGGCGGAGCCGAGCCGCACCUCUGCGGGGGUAGGAGCGGCGAGUGGAUGACACGGGGGGGGGCGUUGACGUAAUCACUCGUUUCCGGGGUAAACCCCACCCUUUCCUUUAGGACCGAGAAGCCGGUUCAGUUCAUUGAGUCGCCAUUGUCGCUGCUGCUUUGCAGGAUGAAGAUCUGGAGCUCCGAACACGAGUUUGGACAUCCAUGGGAUACUGUAAUCAAAGCUGCCAUGAGAAAAUAUCCCAAUCCUAUGAACCCAUCAGUGGUAGGAGUGGAUGUUCUGGACCGAAGCCUUGAUAAACAAGGAAGGUUGCACAGCCACCGACUACUUAGCACUGAAUGGGGCCUACCAAGUAUUGUAAAAGCGAUUCUGGGAACAAAUAGAACAGUUACAUACAUUCAAGAACAUUCUGUAGUUGAUCCUGUGGAAAAGAAAAUGGUAUUGAGCUCCACAAAUAUAACUCUUACAAAUCUUGUAUCAGUUGAUGAACGGUUGGUCUAUACGCCGCAUCCUGAAAACCCGGAAAAGACUUUGUUAACUCAAGAAGCAAUUAUUACAGUAAAAGGUGUAAGCCUUAGUAGUUACUUGGAAACUUUAAUGGCAAGCACAAUAUCCUCUAAUGCUAGAAAGGGUCGAGAAGCCUUAGAAUGGGUGAUCGGUGAACUAACGUCAACGCGAGAGAGCAUGAAGUCCACAAUGGCAGCAGUUUCAAUGGAGGACUGAUGAACUGCAAUAGACCUUUUUCUAUUAGAUUUUUUUUUCUUGCUGGGACGGAUACUCCAUUGUUUUUUAAUUAGAAAUAUAUAUGUUUAUGUAAUGAGAUUUUACAGGACAGAAGUGACACAUACACCCCAAUUUUGAAGCCUCUCCAGGAUCCUCUGUUUGUCCACAGUGCAAAUUAACAUAACCAUAUUUUUAAUUUUUCCGUGGUCUCAAGUUACAAGUGCUCACAUUCUCUAGAUUGUAAUUACCUCAAGUCCUACGGAAGUGAAAUGUACAUGGAACCGGCAAAACAGACUGAGGAUGGGAGCCUACAUAAGUACCAAACUGUGCCUUGAUAAGAGCCGAGGGAAUAGACUUUCCAUUUUAUAUCCCUUUUCUUGUACUUGAUAUUUAUUUAUUUUUCUUUAAAAGUGCAGUUGCCAUUCUUCUGUAAAGGACAAACAGGUACGAAAAGCACUGGAGAUCUUGUCUCUCUCUAAUGGCUAGAUAAGUGUAGUGUGGAGGAAACAUGACCAGCGCAGGAAGUUGAGAGAGACUUGAUGUGAUCAUCUACCUACUUCUGUGGCACAACCUUCAUUUGCGUUAGUGGAGUCACAAAGAAGAUCUGGACAACGUUCCCUGAAAUGAAGUUGUGCAGCCACAUUCCUUGGUGGAUUGUGCUCUCUGUUGGAAGCCAGGGAUCUCCUCCUGAAACUUGGUCUUUGUGGGUACAAGCUCUUCCUUGCACUGUUCAAAUGCAGAGUCUGAACAAGAUGUGCCAAUACUCAACCACUGAUUAAUGCAGAGAAGUGGCCAUUUUGCUGGAGUAAAAUGGCUCAAAUCUUCUGUUGUCUUUUGUGUUUUUUUCCAAUAGGUAAUUUUCAUAUAUAUGAGUAUUCAUUCUGCUUGCUUAUGUGAAGGCAAUUGAUACCUCAGUGAUCAGUUCUAGGAAACUAUUUUCUACAUGCAAUUUUUAAUUCUAACAAAAAAGUGUAUACGUUUGGCUUUAGUUCAUUUCUUCUCGUAAUAGAUACAAGCCUACAAAAGGUAUUUAUGGGCAACUCGACAUCUCACACCCAUCUUCUGGAACUCUGCUUAGCAGUUCCGUGGAGGUGAAUCUUUUGUAAUGGGAGGGAGCAUGAUGCUGUGAACCACAACUGUCUUUUCCACAGAGCUGAUGACCUUCCUCACCAAACCAGUUCAAACCCCAUGUCUAACUUCUGAUUUCAACGGAACUUUAUUUAAAGAAACAUCUUAGAUUCCAAGUAACAACUUCUUAUUGAAGUUGGUGAGGCUUAACUAGGUUGGGAUGGCAGUAGCCCUAGAUGUUCUACAUAAAAGAUGAGAGAGAAAAAGAAGAGUGACUAGCAAACAUCUUAAUGGAAUAGCAUUUUUAAAUCAUUCUGAAAGCACAUGGGUUCAUGUAAGUUCAUAAGCUGUUACAUUCUGUAUGAUUUAAAGUUUUCACUGGAUUAAUUUUGUUAAGAGUUCACCACUGAUUGUUGAAAGUUUGGUCUCUGGCAACCUUUAUGGCAUAGAAAGCUGCGAACAUCUUAACAUUAAAAGUGAUUCCAAGCA